GGGGCUCGGCCCAAGGGAUGGGGAGCAAGGAAAAGCGAGGAGUGAGAGCGCCGGUGUGGUGGAAAGAAGGCGCUGCCUUAUGGGCCAAGCAUCAGCAGCAGCAGCAGCAGGCACGGUCUCUCGGGUGUGCAGCCUCUGGCCAUAUUCUCAGCAUUUUUCACGAAAAGACGUAGUCAGCCAGCGGGCCGCAGUGUACUGGCACCAGUAGUGUUUCCAUCGAUUUGUUUAUUGUCUGGAUGCGAUCAGUGGUUUGAAUCUUCAUCACCCGGACCAAAGGUGCGGGGAAGGAAAAGGACGAGGAGAGGAGAGGAGAGGAGAGGAGAUUAUUGACUAGUUGGGGAUGGGAUUGGCGAGCAGAUCAGAGAGAGCGAGCGGGCGAGCGAGUGCGUGAGUGAGCGAGAGCAGCAGGAAUCCAGUCGAUCGACGCGGAGUGUUGCUGCAAUCGGUGGCGGCGGAGAUCGUGGGCUGAAGAAUUGGGUGGUGGAGUGUCGCUGAGUGGGCGUUGAGGAGCCAAUUCAGAUCGCAGGAGUGAAGAAACUCCAGAUAGGCAGAUCAGGAACGGGGAGGGGACGUUGCCCGAUCGAAAGGGGGCCUGGUACUCCUGAUUCUGAAACCCAGAGUACUUAGCUGCAGGGGUGAUAGAUCGAUCGAUCGGACUCUGAGGAUGGACAGCUGGUGUCCGUCAACCUCAUCCGCAGCGGCGACUUUUAGUUCGAGAAGCUACUGGGGCAUGUGUAGCUAGAAUCAUCGUCGGUCUUUAGUUUCACGGAUUUCACCAGGGCGGACGGGAGUCAGCAGUUUUGUGGUCUAAAGAGGACAUACGCCUGAAGGAGCUUCUGAGCUACAAUGUCCUUCUUAUUGAGGUUGCUGUUGGGCUGCUCCAUCGCGCUGCUGCUCGUCGCAGAGGGAAGAGCGACGGUCGUUCUCUUCGGAAAUGAUACUACGUCCUUCCCCAGCAUGGAUUCCGCGACCACUUUCACCCCACGCAUACCAGAUGGAGGAAUUGAGGGAGUUCUGUAUACGGCUGACCCGUUGGAGGCAUGUUCUGAUCUUAGCGUCAAUGUGACGGGGACAACUUCGUUCGCACUUGUUAUGCGCGGGAACUGCACCUUUGAGCAGAAAAUCCGCAACUGUCAGAAUGCAGGAUUCACUGCAGUUAUUAUUUUCAACAACAAGGACACCAACGAACUUGUGUCAAUGGCUGGAGAUGGCUCUAAAAUACACAUCUACGGCAUCUUUAUCACUAAGGAAGCCGGGGAGAGCUUGUUGGGUGUCCAAGGACCCUGUUACCUUCUUCCUGGGUACGAGAAAAAGACAUGGGCGAUUAAGUGGCUCAUUUUGAGUGUAUCUUUAAUUGUUAUCGUCAUUGUCGCAGCCCUUGUAACAGCCUUGUGCUGUAUUCGACAACAUAUCUUGGCAGAGGCUGAGGCUGAUACUCUGAAUAACGUGCUCAAUCAGAAGCUCUUAGACGAAGAGAUUAUGACCCGUGAGUUCAGGCCCGAUGAUAUGGGGCCUGAUGUUCUCAGUGCCGAAGCGCUAGGCGCUCAAGAUGUAAUGACCGAUGUGGAGGGUGACGAGGGAGGUGCAUCUGAUAGUGAUCAUGCUUCAGACAUGUCAAUUCCCUCGAUCCCGAAGUAAAUCUCAUACCUGUUCUGCCACUUGUUUCCCUCCUUAUUCCCUAAUUUCCAUAUUACUUGGCAGUUACUGUGUGAAGACUUUGAGGCCAUGCUAAGCGGGUUACUUCCCUGUGAACGCGAUUGUAUAUUAAGGUGCACCUUUGGAAACCCCAGGAAAAGCCAGGGUGCACAAAGGUACCUCUGUUGGUUUGUCAACUUUGACAAGCAGCCCUUAAGUGUUGUCAUGCGAGGCAAGGUUUUCUCUCUAAAACACCAGAGGUCAACAGCCACAGUGUCUGAGAAGGACCAAGACUUAAGAAGGAUGGUACAGAUAGGAAAGAAGGAGACGAGGGCUACGUGAUUUCGGAUACCAUUCACCUCUUGCAUCCUUGGGGAAAUAAACGUCAUAGCUUUCUACUUUCUAGUGCAGACCUUCUACUAUAAGGAUCAGGUCCACCAUUGUCUACAGCUCUCAAACCUUCAGCCUGUGUCCCUCCAAAAAGAGUAAACAUGUGCGGCUGGUGUGCGUGUUUGUGUCGUGCCCACGUUUUCAUGCCAGCUCUUCAAGCUGUCACUUUUAUCUGCAAGUUAUUUGUAAAGUUUGCCCAUAAAUGUAAUCACACUUAAGACAAGAGGGACGAUUGAUUCUACAUCAUCCAAGUAAAGGCUUGUCAGGCUACCAUUUCUUGUCCUUAUGUGCUUAGCUCGCUUGCUUACAGAAAAUGUUGAGAAACCAACUCUGUAUAAAUAUUGCAGUUAUCAAUCCUACCAGUCUUUCUGACCACCACAUCACGACAAUUGAGUCGAAAACAAAUAGAUGAGACGUGUAAUUUGUUCUUAUAUUUGGCAAGACAUGAUACCUACAGCUCCCAAGGAU
Molecule: messenger RNA, 2493 nt
Organism: Marchantia polymorpha subsp. ruderalis
Lineage: Eukaryota; Viridiplantae; Streptophyta; Marchantiopsida; Marchantiales; Marchantiaceae
Source: the annotation of a GenBank genome assembly